Molecule: messenger RNA, 1581 nt
Organism: Parascedosporium putredinis
Lineage: Eukaryota; Fungi; Ascomycota; Sordariomycetes; Microascales; Microascaceae
Source: the annotation of a GenBank genome assembly
AUGGCCAUCUUCCACCAAUACGACUACAUCUUCGCGAUAGGAACCAUUUUCGCGUUCCUAGACGCCUGGAACAUCGGCGCCAACGAUGUCGCCAACUCCUGGGCCAACGCCGUCGCCUCCCGCUCCGUCUCCUACAUCCAAGCCAUGCUCAUCGCUUCCGUCAUGGAAUUCGUCGGCGCCACCGCCGUCGGCGCCCGCGUCGCCGACACCAUCCGCACAAAGAUCGUCGACACCACCCUCUACCGCGACGACCCCGCCAUCCUCAUGCUCGGCAUGACCACCGCCGUCAUCGGCUCCUCCCUCUUCCUCACCCUCGCCACCAAGCUCGGCCUCCCCAUCUCCACCACCCACUCCAUCCUCGGCGGCGUUUUGGGCAUGGGCGUCGCCACCGUCGGCGCCAACGGCAUCCUCUGGGUCGGCAAGGGCAGCGGCACCGACAAGAUCACCGGCGGCGUCAUCCAGGUCUUCAUGGCCUGGAUCAUCUCCCCAUCCUCUCCGGCCAUCACCGGCAUGCUCAUCACCAUGCUGCUCGUCUGGAAGGGCGGCUCCUACGAGGUCAAGGUCCCCAACCAGGCCAUUCCCGGCAUCAUCGUCGGCGUCGGCAUCGGCUUCGGUCUGCUCGUCGCCUUCUUCCUCUGCCCCUGGCUCUACCGCUACAUCGUCGUCGAGGACUGGCAGCUCAAGUGGUACGACGUCUUCAAGGGGCCCCUCGUCCUCCGCCGCGGCGAGGUGCCCCCGCCUCCUCCCGGCUUCAAGGGCAUCGUCCGCGACUUUUACCAGGGUCGCCUCACCAAGGAGCAGCUCGAUGCCAAGCGCGCCGCCCAGGCCGCCCGUGCUGCUCGCGCUGCCGAGGGCGGUGAUGAGAUCCAAAAGGUCGCCGCUCAGGACAGCGAUGCCGCCGCCUCCGGUGCCGAGAAGGGCCUCUUCGCUGGCAAGGACGACCCCAACUCCCCGAUGACGUCUCCGAGGACCCGAGGAUCUCCCUGGCACUCCAAGCAGAUGCUCUUCUGGUACCUCAAGUAUGCUCUCUUUCACGGUGUCGACAAGGACGUCGUCAGCUCCCAGAGCGAGAAGACCGCGCUCGGUGGCGACGUCGAGGAGAUGCACUCCCGCGCCGCUCGCUACGAUAACAAGGCCGAGUUCCUCUUCACCUUUAUGCAAAUCGUCACCAACUCUGCCAUGGCUUUCACCCAUGGCGCGAACGAUGUCUCCAACUGCAUUGGCCCUUACAGCACCAUUUUCCAAAUCUGGCACGAAGGCCGCCUCCCCGAGGACGGCAAGUCCCCGUCCCCAUCUGGAUUCUCUUCUUCGUCGCCCUCGCGCGGCUUCUCCAUGUCGCUCGGUUCCGUCGCCACCGUCAUCCUGGCUACUCGUCUCAAGCUCCCCGUCUCUACUACCCAGUGCAUGACCGGUGCCACCGUCGGCGUGGGUCUCUGCAACGGCGAGUGGCGGGCCGUCAACUGGCGCAUGGUGGCUUGGAUCUACCUCGGAUGGUUCAUCACCCUCCCCAUCACCGGUAUCAUCUCGGGAUGCCUCAUGGGUCUCAUCAUCAACGCUCCCAGGUGGGGCAUGGCCGACUAA